Pectinophora gossypiella (pink bollworm) is the source of this 375-nucleotide messenger RNA. RefSeq lists its product as uncharacterized. The transcript is spliced from 2 exons. NCBI's taxonomy places the organism in Eukaryota, Metazoa, Arthropoda, Insecta, Lepidoptera, Gelechiidae. The record is from RefSeq and is a predicted model, not a curated record. Bases 1 to 375 code for a protein of 124 amino acids.
AUGACUCGUUUGCAACGCCCUGUAAAAGGUGUUACUAUUGAGCACCACCUCACGCAGAUCCUCACCGGGCAUGGGUGCUUUGGUGAGUAUCUGUUUGGGGUAGUCAGGAGGGAGCCAAACGCCGAAUGCCACCACUGUGUGGGCGGCAUAGUGGACACGGCACGACACACGCGCGAGGAGUGCCCCGCUUGGGCGGUCCCUCGCGCUGCCGUGUCCACAGAAAUAGGGGCUGACCUCUCGCUGCCGGCCAUGGUUAGGGCCAUGAGCGGCAGCGAGCAGGCCUGGAGAGCGGUCGCCACCUUCGCGGGCAUAGUCAUGUCCGCGAAGGAAGCGGCGGAGAGGGAGCGGGAAGACUGUCGACUCGCUCCCGAUUAG